AUGGAGGACUACGACUUCUCAAGCGAGGGCAUCAUCCUUGUCCUGGGGGUGACUGGAGCUGGAAAAAGCUAUUUUCUGAACCAGCUCAAGAGCCACAGCGCAACAGAGGGUCAUUCUCUGCAUUCAGAGACUUUGCAGUGCAAUGCUGUUCAGAUCUUCCUCGACGACGAAGAGAAGCGCAGCAUCACCGUCGUCGACACGCCGGGCUUCGACGAUACAACACGACCGCAGGGGGAGGUCUUGGCCGAGAUUGCCGAGUUUUUGGCAGCCCAACACGCGCUGGGCGUGCCCCUACGAGGGGUUCUCUACUUGCACAAGAUCACGGAGAACCGCAUGACGGGGUCGUCAAUGACGUACCUCCGGCUCCUCGAAUCGCUCGUUGGAGACCAUGCUCUCGAGAAUGUCAUUCUCGUCACGACCAUGUGGAACCAGUUGAGGGACGAGGAUCGUGGCAAGGCUCUCCGACGCGAACAAGAGCUUCUUGACCGCUACUGGGCGCCCAUGGAGGAGAAGGGUUCGUACGUGGCCCAGUUCGAUGGCACCUCCGACUCGGCGUACGCCCUCGUCUUCCAGCUCGCGGGCAAGGACAGCGUGGUCCUCGACGUGCAGAGGGAGAUCAUCGACGAGGACCGCACCGUGCUGGCCACGUCUGUCGGUUCGGACCUGCUGUGUCGAUUGCAAGACGACGGCGAGGCGUAUCGUCUCGAAGCAGCCGAACUCGAGUCCCGUCUACAGCGGGCGAUGGAGGCGGAGCCGAGGGACAGGGACCUGAUUCGGCAUCUGCGUGAGGAAAAGUCGCACGUAGAAAAGAUCUUGCGCCAGAUGGACGAAUCUGUAAAUCGAAUGAGGGUUCGUCCGGGCUCGUCCAUCCGAGACCGCAUCAGGCAGGCCAUGACAAGCAGCAACAGAGCGGCAAUUGGGGGCGCGGCGGCGAUUCUAGCGGCAGUUGUGAACUUGACCGUGUUUGUGGUCCAGCUGGGGCUUGGGGGGUGA
This is a messenger RNA of Ilyonectria robusta, 993 nucleotides long. Its product is annotated as P-loop containing nucleoside triphosphate hydrolase protein. Gene Ontology annotation, molecular function: GTP binding. The coding region runs from base 1 to 993 and encodes 330 amino acids. NCBI's taxonomy places the organism in Eukaryota, Fungi, Ascomycota, Sordariomycetes, Hypocreales, Nectriaceae. The record is from RefSeq and is a predicted model, not a curated record. The transcript is spliced from 2 exons.